This is a messenger RNA of Manis javanica (Malayan pangolin), 5859 nucleotides long. It is a transcript of the gene PROKR2, whose product is annotated as prokineticin receptor 2. The record is from RefSeq and is a predicted model, not a curated record. Gene Ontology annotation, biological process: neuropeptide signaling pathway. Gene Ontology annotation, cellular component: plasma membrane. Gene Ontology annotation, molecular function: neuropeptide Y receptor activity. NCBI's taxonomy places the organism in Eukaryota, Metazoa, Chordata, Mammalia, Pholidota, Manidae.
UGGUUAUAAAGUUCUGAAAUCCCAGACUUUCUGGAAAAAUGGGAAGAUCUGACAAAGCAGAAUCCAUAUUCCAUGAUGUCAAUAACCCGCUGGGUUUUAAAGGUAAGCAACCCUUCGAACUUGGAUCUCCAGCCUCAGCUUCCGGUCCCAAUUCUGUAAACCCAGAGCCUCCCUCCGUGCUUUCCAGCAGUUAGAAUGAGCAGGUCCUGAUUGUUUAACCCCCUCGCUCAAAGUAUAAGGAAACCAAGGACCAGGAAGUCAUGGAAAUUGACUAAAAUCAGAGUCUUUUGGAAGCAAGAUGGAGUGCUCGAGAGUCUCCCGCCAGACUGGCAGAAGCAGCCUAACUGGACUGGUCUUUGAAUGGCCAACGAAUCCGGCAGUGGUGGGCAUUGCAGGGUUUGCGUAAGGAUUUCAGGGUAGGGGCUUUGAGCAGCACAAACUGCGGCCAUUCCCCACCUUCCUCCUAGAGCGGGGGGCCUCCUCCACUACAAUGGCCCAGCCCAAAAAGUUUCAUUCCGAACUCCUCGGAGUCUACCCAGCACCAGUUCCCAGGCAGAAUGCAAUGCACCCCGGGCUCCUCCUGGAGUCACCUUGUAGCGGGAGCAGAUGCUGGCACUGGGCUCCAGCCGAAGACAGGACGCGCUCAGCUCUCCCACCGGCGACGCUCAUGAGCCGCCACGGCAGGGCGCACAGGGCUUUGCGGGUUCCUCGGAAUCUCACCAUCUGAACCUGGCUGCUGGGGUCCCAUUCACACCGGGGCGCCAGGGAGCAGAAACCCCUUGCGGGGGGUCACGCUAAGGAGGCCAGAGCUCGGUGCGUCCUGCGCCCUGAGCACACCAGGUGCAGAAGCGGAGCGCCCACCCUCUGCCUCCGCGCGGGGGUUGGCAGGGGACCCAGGGCGGAGUCAAGCGCGGGGCGGGGCGCACCGGGCCGGGUCCGAGGCUUGGCAAGGAGCUGCGGGGGCGGAGCGCCAACUCCAGCGGGAAGACAGAGACCGAGACGCGCCCGGGAAGCGCGCUGGAGCGAGGAAGAAAGAGCAACAGCCAGGCGCCGCGCCUCGGCACGCGCAGGUCCGGGUCCCAGAGGCGGGAACCGAGCGGCCGGGCCGCGGAGCGCGCGGGUAGGAGGCGCCGAGGCAGCCGGUUGCCUAAGCACGAGGAGCAGCAGGGAAUUCGCUGCCACCCACAGCCAGCUUCUUGCAGAAUCCUGGAUCCGGGAUUGCAGGUUGACUCUCCCCAGAGGUGUGAGCAGGGUCCUAGGCUCUCUGACCUCAUGAGAGCAGAAGGUCUGGAUCCCCUGCUCAGAGUGCUCAGACCCCUGAGACUCCCACACUCCACUCCACCUCCAAGCUUCCCCAUGGCAACCCAGAAUGGCAACAGUAGUUUUGCACCCAACUUCACUCCACACCAAGACCAUGCCUCCUCCCUCCCCUUCAACUUCAGUUACAGUGAUUACGACCUCCCUCUGGAUGAGGAUGAGGACAUGACCAAGACCCGGACCUUCUUUGCAGCCAAGAUAGUCAUUGGUGUGGCCCUGGCAGGCAUCAUGCUGGUUUGUGGCAUCGGCAACUUUGUCUUUAUUGCUGCCCUUGCCCGCUAUAAGAAGCUGCGCAACCUUACCAACCUGCUAAUUGCUAACCUGGCCAUCUCCGACUUCCUGGUGGCUAUCAUCUGCUGCCCCUUCGAGAUGGACUACUAUGUGGUGCGCCAGCUCUCCUGGGAGCACGGCCACGUGCUCUGUGCCUCUGUCAACUACCUGCGGACCGUGUCACUCUACGUCUCCACCAACGCCCUGCUGGCCAUCGCUCUCGACAGGUAUCUCGCUAUCGUUCACCCCUUGAAACCGCGGAUGAACUAUCAGACGGCCUCCUUCCUGAUCGCUUUGGUCUGGAUGGUGUCCAUUCUCAUCGCCAUCCCAUCGGCCUACUUCACCACAGAAACAGUCCUCUUCAUCGUCAAAAGCCAGGAAAAGAUCUUCUGCGGCCAGAUCUGGCCAGUUGACCAGCAGCUCUACUAUAAGUCCUACUUCCUCUUCAUCUUCGGCAUCGAGUUCGUGGGCCCAGUGGUGACCAUGACCCUGUGCUACGCCAGGAUCUCGCGGGAACUCUGGUUCAAGGCUGUGCCUGGUUUCCAGACGGAACAGAUCCGGAAGCGGCUGCGCUGCCGGCGGAAGACCGUCCUGGUGCUCAUGUGCAUCCUCACCGCCUACGUGCUGUGCUGGGCGCCCUUCUACGGCUUCACCAUUGUGCGCGACUUCUUCCCUACGGUGUUCAUCAAGGAGAAGCACUACCUCACGGCCUUCUACGUCGUUGAGUGCAUCGCCAUGAGCAACAGCAUGAUCAACACCGUGUGCUUCGUGACGGUCAAGAACAACACCAUGAAGUACUUCAAGAAGAUGAUACUGCUCCACUGGCGUCCCUCCCACCACGGGAGCAAGUCCAGCGCUGACCUCGACCUCAAAACGAGCGGCAUGCCGGCCACGGAAGAGGUGGACUGUAUCAGGCUGAAGUGACCCGUUGGUGUUUCACAAACACCCAAAAGCCAACCCUUAGAGCACACUUCACGAGUACCCAAGCGCAUAGGCUGCAUGGGGAAAGGGCAACUAGGUUCACACCUCAGCACCCUGGAGAGCUGGAUGUUUUGGGUCGUAAAGCGCGGUGAGACUAGACACAAACCACAGCAGCCAACAUUUCCUGAUCUCGGCUCAACACAUCAUGUGUGCACAACCACACCCGUGAGUCCAGACACAGGUAACAGCAACUGACAUUGACUGAAUGUCUACUGUGUGCUAGCCACAACAGUGAGAUAAGACUGGGCAAUAGGAGCUAAUAUUGACUGAUUACGUACUGUGUACAAAAAUAUUUAAAUAACAGAACAAAAUGGUAGAAGUUAUUGGCGUCAUCAAGCUAUAUCCAGAUGUAUAGAUGACCAGACAGGCCACAAAUGGCUAUCUGGAGACUGGAGUCACUUUCCAUCUUCCCUCAUUCUGUAUCCCAUCAAUUCAGACAUGUGAGGCGGCCAUAGAAUAAGGCACUUAGACACAGUGGAGGUGGAGGUGUACAAAUAACGUUUGUCUGAGUGUGGAGUUUACAUACAGCCUUAUGGAAUGAGAGUUCAUGCCAUCACAUUGAGCUUUCCCACUCAGCUCCUACUACCUCUCUAGGAUAUUCUCUAAGAUUCCAGCUGCCAGUAAAGAAUUUUUCUCAUAACCAGGCCCUUGAUUGUCUACAGUGAUAUAAUUUCAAAGGAAAGAACCAAAAAAAUCUCUUUUCCACUGAUGCUUGAAAGCUCACCAUUCUUUUGGAUGAAGAUAUACAAUCCUUCAGGAAGGAACACAUCCAGAUUCUGACUCCUUAGCAUAAAGGAUUUCAAGGGCUCUAAUGUCAUGAAGGAAGGAGACAGAGAAAAGGGUAGACAGAGCUUGUGCCUGGCAAUGAACAUAAUCUUUGUGGCCAUUUUGUUAAGGCCUGGACCACUUUUCUAGAACAAACCCUCUUUUACAAGAUGAACUCUGCCUAGAAUCCAAAGGGCUGGAAUGAAGUCCUAACUCCAAGACUCAUAUGAUCUGGAUAUUUCUCUCUGUGUCUCAGAUUUGCUUCAAUGAAAUAAGGAUAAUGAAAAUAACUGUGCUGUCUAGCUUACAGGACUAUUGGGAGAGUCCCCAUUGGGGUCAUAAUUUGUAAAAGUGCUUUUCAACAAUCAAGUGAUAAAAACGGAUAAGUGAUACUGAAUAGUUGGUUUGCACAAAGGAAACCCCAUCCACUACGGCUUAUUAUGAAGAAACACUUGGACUUUUUCAUACCUAUUCUUUGGAUCCCUGAACUCUCCAUUGUGCAGCCCAUCUCUGCUGGAGCAAAAACGGCCUGGGUUCUAAUCAGGAAGAUUCACUGGCAGGGUCUGAGUGACCCCUCCAGACUCAGCAUCCCACAGCCCUAGAAGUGUUAACAAUCUUCCUGAAUGUUGCCAAGCAGCACUCCCCAGGGCUGCAUAAUCUGUAUUAUUAUACAUCUAUGGUGGUUGUGUAUAUUUGCCUUUAUCUCUUCCUGAAUCAUUUUGAAGCAGAGACUAUACAAAUGGUGUCUGGUUUGGGAAUAACCCAUCCACAUUUGGACAACAACUACUUUUCGACAGAGAAAGAGUUAUUUAGUUGUUUGCUUGUCUUUUUUUUUUAAAUUCAUUUUUGGCUUGUUUAUCCAACAGUGAAGUUUCAAUCAACAUUUUCUUCUAUCAGCACCCAGCAGACUCACUUUCAGCCCAGUCUGUACCCUCAGAAAAUGUAGACUUACUUUAAUAUUAGCCUAAGCCAAAUGGUUUAUAAAUUCUGAGUGCAUUCUAAAGCCAGGUAAGUAGGUAUCUGGGGUUAUCUGCAUUUUUACGAACAUAAUAAUAACAGUAUUUUUAUUUAUUACCCCAUCCUGAUGCUUCUAAUAAGACUCUUUAAGGGUAGACUGUGUACCAAUUGUGUUUGUCAAAAGAAUUCAACCCCCUUUUUCCUCUUAAUCCAAAAAUGUCCCAUCCUCCCUCAUUUAUUUUAACCGAAACAACCUUUGUAAAUACCGUUGUGCAUUUGUGAUUUUCCAUUGAGUAGAGGUGUUAUGUUAUCAAAUUAAGUAACAUAAGGAGUCUCAACCACACAGUGUUCAAGCUUCCCCUCCACCCGACCCCACUGAUCUUUCAUCUAUGUUAGUAUAUUUAGAUAGAAGUAAUAGCCAUCUAAACAGUUCAACUCUGAAACAGAGAAGGAAGUUGUUGAAGGCAUUUUUAGAAUAGUGGUAUCUCAUACCAGCAACCAGUCCCAUCCCAUCUUGGUUACAUCCCUUAAGCUUAACAGCCUAGAAGUCAUGCAUGCAAAUGAGCAGAGAACCACUACUCUGUGCCCGUGUUACCCCUUCAUUUAAAAAUUAUCUUGUUUGUUGAAUGAAAACUGCUGUUUGCAUGGAGAGUGUUCAUUCAUCUAACUGGUGUUAAAGUAAUAAAAUAAUUUGAAUUUACCCUUUCCUUCUCAAGAUGAAUUAAUGGUAAGCUUAAGAUACUUUUAACAUGUUAAGAUAUGUAACCAUUUAUAUAUACAAUUAUAUAGUAGAAAUUUCAUCUUAUUUGACAAAACAGAUCAUCUCAUUUGACAAAAGAGAAAAGACAACGUUGUGAUGAAGCUAUUAGAGAUUUUUCUUUCAGCACCCAAUGUCUAAAAUCAGUUGAUUCUCAAAUGGAAGCAAGCAGAAGAUGGUGUCAAGCUCUCAGACACAAAAACCAAUUCUAGACUUAUGACGAAGAAUAUGACAUGUGGGAGGUGAUUAGAAAAGUGAACAUGAGUUCUAUUUCUAGGGGAAUAUGAUGGCUUUGAAAUAUAUCUCCUCAAUUUAAUCAUUAUCUCUCCCUCGGGCUCAAGAAGGCACAUCCAUGCACCAAUAAGACACCCGAGCAGGAAAAAAGGCCUUUUAAGGGCAUAUAAUUCAACUCACUUUUUCCUUAGGUGAGGAGCUCUGAACUACAAAUGGGGAAAUGACUUGCUACGGGCACAGCACGCUUGUUGGCGCUGAAACACUGCCCCAGGACCUUCUUCUGGUCUAGUAACUUCACUCAGUAACUGCCUCCGAUCUCCAAAGGAGAUAACCCUUGCCAAGAAUGCUUCAAGGGCCAUUUAAAACUGGCUUCUGACCUCUUGGGAGAAUUUUAGGUGCACAAAAGAGACCUUCCCUCUCUCUGGCAAGCGGAAUGCAUUCCAUCCAAGAGACUUCAUAAUCCAGACUCCAGGCUUCCAGAAAAACCAGAGAGAAUGACACAAGGGCCACCCUAAUGCUCCUGCCUUCUUUUUCCCUAAUAAGAGAAAUGCCCCUAUUGGGGGAUGUAGAACACAUCU